GUCCCACUGGUCAUUUGUUUAAACAAGUUAUGGUGUUACAAAUUUUGAAAGCAGUCAAAAUGACUACCACAUGAGUUCUAGUCUUAAAGUUUACAUUUUAAUUGAAAAUUGAUGAUGCUAUGGUAUUUUUUUUUAUUCCACAAAUUUAUUUUAAACCUACAGCAAAACUUCUCAUUUAGUUUAAUUGGGUUUUUUUCUGUUUUCAAAAAACAAAUUAUGGUGUUGCAAAUACUGAAAAAUUACUGAAAGUGGUGUUCUAGCGCUAAAAGUAUUAAUUUGCAUUGCAAAUUGAUGAUGAAACAUUUUAAAAAUACCAUGAGUUUAUUUUAAAGUUGCAGCAAAACAUUAAACAUUCACUUCUGAAAGGACGUUUUGUUUAAACUGAAUCUAUCUGGGAAUUCUUAAUUGGGAGUUAAUCAAGUUUUAGGGAGCCUUUUUUUUUUUUUUUUUUUUUUUGUGAAGGAUGUUAAAUUUCCAGCAUCCCUGACCUCAUUAUUUCAUUCCUGUUUUUUGAAGGUUCAAAUUUCCAUCAUCAUUUGCAUUGAGUUGUUCCAUGUUCCAGUGAAACCAGUGACUGUCUUUUAUUUACCACUCCCCUCAGUGAUACAGAAGUCCAGGAGACCCAGGGAAAGCAGAUCUCAAAAGACCACGGUUGUGGAUCUGUAGUAGAAGUGUUUAUGCGAUGGCAGCAAGAACCGAAACGGAGUGGAACACUGCUCUCCUCGACUGCUUUGAGGAUGCCAGCACCUGUUGUUAUGGUUUCUGGUGUGGUCCUUGCCUUGCCUGUACAGUUUCAGGAAGAUUUGGAGAGUGUUAUUGCCUCCCUCUCUGUGAUGUACUGUGUACAGGAGCACAACUUUUUGGGCCGCCCGUAUGCGUUCCACCUGUUGCCGCCUCCAUGAGGGCUGCCAUGCGGAACCGAUAUGGCAUUGAGGGCUCCAUCGCUGACGACAUUCUUGCAGCUUGUUGCUGUACGUGGUGCGCCUGGUGUCAGAUGCAUCGGGAAUUAAAACACCGGAGGAAAACGCCAGUCGUCAUCAACAUGCAGCAGCAGAAUGUUAUCAACAUGCAGCCUGCAGCCAUGAUGAUGCCCACAGUUCCGAUGAUGCCCGCAGUUCAGAUGGCGCCCGCAGUUCAGAUGGCGCCCACGUAUAUGGGACAACCGCAGACUAUUAUGAUCUCCAACUAACAUUUAAAGUUUAAA
Molecule: messenger RNA, 1204 nt
Organism: Oryzias melastigma (Indian medaka)
Lineage: Eukaryota; Metazoa; Chordata; Actinopteri; Beloniformes; Adrianichthyidae
Product: placenta-specific gene 8 protein
Exons: 4
Coding region: 683-1189 (168 amino acids)
Source: RefSeq, a predicted model, not a curated record